Messenger RNA from Sinocyclocheilus anshuiensis, 5813 nucleotides. Its product is annotated as ADAM metallopeptidase with thrombospondin type 1 motif, 3. Gene Ontology annotation, biological process: proteolysis; extracellular matrix organization. NCBI's taxonomy places the organism in Eukaryota, Metazoa, Chordata, Actinopteri, Cypriniformes, Cyprinidae. The coding region runs from base 271 to 3828 and encodes 1185 amino acids. The transcript is spliced from 23 exons. Gene Ontology annotation, molecular function: metalloendopeptidase activity. Gene Ontology annotation, cellular component: extracellular matrix. The record is from RefSeq and is a predicted model, not a curated record.
UCUGUCCAGCCAGCUCAACUCAACUUAACCACCACAACUCUUCAGAGGGAUGUCUUUCCUAUAAGUUUACCAAACUGACGUAUUGACCCAAGUUCUACAACUUUAAACUCUAUUAAUUACUCUUGGCUUACUUUUAAGCAGUCUUUAAGGUCACUUGUUUGAGGAUAAGUAGUGCGCGACAAUUUUAGAGUAGACAGGCGCGUACUGAAACAUCCCAUUUGGAUUAUAGUUUCUGUUUCUCGUCUUUCAGUAGAGAAAACCCGACUCGUGAUGGUUGUCCUGUCACUUAGGUUACUAAUGGUAGGAGUUGUAGUAAAUCUGACUUCAGCUCAUCUGGCUGGUGAAAGUAUAGAUAAAGAAGACUUGUUGAAGAUCCGUCUGAAAGAAUAUGGCCUCAUUACUCCCAUCAGUACAGACGCAGAGGGACACUACCUCUCGCAUCUUCUCUCGGCCAAUCACAAGCAGCGUGUGAAGCGGGAAGUUUUGGAAGGGUUAGCACAAGCGGUAGACAGGCUGUUCUUUAACAUCACUGUCUUUGGCAAGGAAUUCCACCUCCGACUACAUCCCAACCAAAGAUUAGUGGCUCCAGGAGCCAUGGUGGAAUGGCACGAUGAGAUCGAAAUAGCUGGGAAUGCGACUGAGAAUGGAACCAACUCGGAGAGAAUACUCAGAAGAGAGUUGCUGAAAACUGACUGCACUUUUAUAGGGGACAUCACGGAUGUUCCUGGAGCCUCUGUCGCCAUUAACAACUGUGAUGGGCUGGCUGGUAUGAUUCGCACUGAUUCUGAUGAGUACUUCAUUGAGCCUCUGGAGCGAGGAACACAGGAACACGAGGAGAGGGGAAGAGUUCAUGUGGUAUAUCGAAGGUCUGCAGUAUUACAAGCGCCUUUAGACAUCUCCUUGGAUUACCAGCCAAUCGAGCCUGAAUUGGAUGCACCAAGAGUGCUGGACAAUAUUGCUAAACAAGUCAACCAGACAGUCAGGAGGCGGAGACACGCUGGUGGUGAUGAUGACUACAACAUUGAGGUGCUGCUUGGGGUAGAUGAUACUGUUGUCCGUUUCCAUGGGAAAGAGCAUGUGCAAAACUAUCUCCUCACCCUGAUGAAUAUUGUGAAUGAGAUCUACCAUGAUGAAUCAUUAGGAGUGCACAUUAAUGUCGUGCUUGUGAGGAUGAUCAUGCUUGGAUAUGCUAAGUCCAUCGGUCUCAUUGAGGGUGGCAACCCUUCGCGAAGUCUAGAAAACGUGUGCCGCUGGGCAGUCAUCCAACAGAAAGAGGAUCCAGAGCACUCCGAGCAUCACGAUCAUGCCAUCUUCUUGACCCGGCAAGGCUUCGGCCCCACCGGCAUGCAAGGAUAUGCCCCUGUCACCGGGAUGUGCCACCCUGUCCGCAGCUGUACCCUCAAUCAUGAAGAUGGCUUCUCUUCUGCCUUUGUUGUAGCCCAUGAGACAGGACAUGUACUGGGAAUGGAGCAUGAUGGGCAGGGCAACCGCUGCGUUGACGAAACAGCCAUGGGAAGUGUCAUGGCCCCUCUGGUGCAAGCAGCCUUCCACCGCUACCACUGGUCGAUGUGCAGUGGGCAAGAGCUGAAGAGAUACAUUCAUUCAUAUGACUGCCUGCUGGACGAUCCCUUCAAACAUGAAUGGCCGCAGCUCCCUGAACUUCCCGGCAUCAAUUACUCCAUGGAUGAGCAGUGUCGCUUUGAUUUUGGAGUUGGAUACAAAAUCUGUACUUCAUUUCGUACAUUUGAUCCAUGCAAGCAGCUGUGGUGCAGUCAUCCAGAUAAUCCUUACUUCUGCAAGACCAAAAAAGGGCCUCCAUUGGACGGGACUGAAUGUGCACCUGGAAAGUGGUGCUACAAAGGUCACUGCAUGUGGAAGAAUGCCAACCAAGUGAAGCAAGAUGGAGCCUGGAGUGCCUGGAGCAAGUAUGGCUCCUGUUCUCGCUCCUGCGGGACGGGCGUCCGCUUCAGAACCCGCCAGUGCAACAACCCUGUUCCAUCUAAUGGAGGUCAGGACUGUCCAGGGGUGAACUAUGAGUACCAGCUGUGUAACAUAGAUGAUUGCCCCAAACACUUUGAGGACUUCAGAGCUCAGCAAUGUCAACUUCGCAACUCCCACUUUGAAUACCAGAAUGCCAAACACCAUUGGCUUCCCUACGAACACUCAGAUGCCAACAAAAGAUGUCAUCUUUAUUGCCAGUCAAAAGAAACAGGUGACGUGGCUUACAUGAAGCAGCUGAUGCAUGAUGGGACAAGGUGCUCUUACAAAGACCCGUAUAGCAUCUGUGUGCGUGGAGAUUGUGUGAAAGUGGGCUGUGACAGGAAAAUUGGCUCCAGUAAGGUGGAGGAUAAGUGUGGUGUGUGUGGGGGUGACAACUCCCACUGCCGGACUGUGAAAGGAACCUUCACUCGUGUGCCCAAGAAAGCCGGAAAAAAGUUAAGCAAGAGAUCCCAAAAAGAAAUCCCUGUGUUGGAAAACACAACCUGGAAAACAAGAGGAGCCUUCUUGCUGCCGAAAGGAGCUCGCAAUGUGUAUCUGAAUGAAACCGAGGAUUCUAGAGAUGUGAUGGCUAUCAAGAACCAGGGAACAGGGCAUUACAUUCUCAACGGCAAGGGAGAAGAUGCGAGAUCUCGGCGCUUCAUCGAGAUGGGAGUGGAGUGGGACUACCUAAUUGAGGACGAUGUCGAGACUCUUCACACUGAUGGUCCACUACAUGAUGCAAUUGUUGUUUUGAUUAUACCUAAAGACAACGAGACGAGGUCCACACUAAUGUACAAAUACAUCGUCCACGAAGAUUCAGUGCCCCUUAACAACAAUAAUGUCAUUCAGGAGGACACAUAUGAGUGGGCACUCAAGAGCUGGUCCCAGUGUUCAAGACCUUGUGCUGGAGGAUUCCAAUACACCAAAUAUGGGUGUCGUAAGAAAGGUGACAACAAAAUGGUGCACAGAAGCUACUGUGACAUCAACAAGAAACCCAAACCUAUUCGAAGAAUGUGUAACUUUCACAACUGCACACAACCACAAUGGAUCACAGAGGAGUGGGAACAUUGUACUAAAAUCUGUGGGAGCUUGGGAUACCAAAUCCGCACCGUGCGCUGUGUCCAGUUCCUUCAUGAAGGCACAAACCGCUCCAUCCACAGCAAGUACUGCAGCGGGGAAAAGCCUGAGAUCAGGAGGCCAUGUAACAGAGUGCCCUGCCCUGCCCAAUGGGGAACCGAGGCCUGGUCAGAGUGCUCGGUGUCCUGUGGAGAGGGUGUGGCACGACGUCUGGUCACAUGUCGCAUUGGAGAUCAAUGCACCGGUGAGAAGCCUGAGUCGCACAGACCCUGCAGGCCAGGACCCUGCCAUGAUGAGCCAUGCGGAGGAGACAAGUCCAUAUUCUGUCAGAUGGAGGUUCUGGCUCGUUAUUGCCCGAUACCAGGUUACAACAAGCUCUGCUGUGAAUCCUGCAGUAAGCGAAGUGGCACUUUUGCUCCUCUUCUGCAUGAAGCUUUUAAGACGGAGGAGGAACUUCGCUUCAGUUCAGCCUCCCAAAUUCUGGAGACACUCUCAGCCUCUGUAAAUGGAACUCUGAAAGUCCCUCAGCAGCACCAGCGGGGAUCCUCGUCACAAGGCCAAUUUGCCAAGCAGACCGCCACUCCCCCGCCUCGCAAAUCCAAUACCGAGAACAGCAAGACUCAAAAGCAUCUGAAACCCGGUGCGAGGAAUCUGCCUGCAAUGACGAUCCAUAGCUCGUGGAACAAGGACGCCGCUAAAGAUGCACCAUGGCAGCUGGAAAGUUUCCAAGAGAGUCAGUGGCCGACAGCAUCAUCCGAGGUGGAGAGAUGAAGGCUAGUUUGUCUCUUUCUUCCUCUGGACUCUCUCUUAUUUGUUUGUUGUAGACAUAGACCUUUAACGUUCAUCUUUCCCUUCACAUCCUCCUCAAGAUAUUUAAAAGCAAGAGAGAGUAUAGUGCUGGUUCACUUUCAAAUGUUCUCAAUUCCCCCGCCAGCAGUAUUUGUUUUUUAAAACACACUUGUCAAUCACACACUGUUGUGAUGGGGAACGUGCCAAAGAAAUUCUUAUGAUGAUCCUCUCAGCAGUCUGGUCUAUGGGGGUUUGGUGCGCCUAUACGAAGAGACGCCGGUGGUACUCGUGAGGAAAUGAUUGUAGUUGUAUCAAACUUCACAAUCUUUAAAGUAUUAUUUUUACCAGGUCCAAACAUGUUUGACCAGUUCAUAUUUAUGAACGUUCCUGUAAAUACUGUAUAUGGGAAAUGUCAGUAUUAUUUUAUACAUAAUGAGGAUUUUUAAAAUAAGAGAUUCAGGAGCAUUAUUGGUGCUUUUUAUAUUAAGAACACUUUAAUAAUAUGUUAGGAAAUCAGCCAUGAGUUCAGCACUGAAGAAUAUAUAUUCCAAAACCAUGUGAGCCCCAGGAACAAACAUCAGUGAAAUUAAAAUAGCCAUAAAAGAUCUACUUUUAAUUAGAAAGUAUUUCAUUCAUGAAUCAGCCUCUCAGCAAGUCAUCGAUCAAAUGAAUUCUCAAAGACUGUGAAAACUGUCAGGUUUUUGGUUUUCCUCAUUUCCCCAUGAUGUUGAGGAUUUUCUUUGACACUUGCCUCUUAGAUUUCCCUUAUUUUGUGUUAUGAGUUCACAUUUGCAGCCAGAAGUUUGUUUAGCCAACGACAGCAUUGAACGUAAACAUCAUGUCAAGCAGCUUCACCAUGAUGUAGGAGACCGCGUCUUAUACAUUGUGAGAUUAAUUGGAUAUUUGAGCUGGGAUUUGAAGGAGUAAAGCUGGACUUUCUGGAGAUAUUACACUGCACAAGAUAUCUCACUUGAGGGAGAGGAAAGCUAUUUAUUUUUAUAAUCAAGGAUUAUAUCUCAACCACAAUGCAUCUGACUGCAAUACCAAGGAAACCAGUUAGUAUAUCAGUGGAGUACAGCUGUUCAUAACUGUACACACACGUUCACCUGUGUGCCACUGUAAAGUUAUUGUAUAUACCAUUGAGAACUUUAUUAAGAUUUAAAGUUCAACAUCAUGUUUUUUGUGCAACAUUAUCUGUUACUUCAGACCAAAAACACAGACUCCCAUCAAGUAGUAAAAGUAGCUCACAAAAGUAAACACAGAAACAAAAGUAGACGUAUGAAUAGCCUUAUUGUUGUUGUUUUAACUGCCUUUUUAGAUAAAAUAAGACACAUGCUCCGCUUUUGAGAUGUUAUAAUAAGGGAAAGCUGUUUCACAGCCAUUUUAGAAUAGAAAUAUUGUAGAGAAAAUCUUAAACAAAGCUGUCAUUUACAGUGAUUCAUUUUGUCCUUUACCCACAAAUCCCCUUAUACUGCACAAAGCUGCUUUUACAGUUAAUUUGUAGCUUUAACAGAAAAAAUGCUAAAUUAUAGUGAUAUAUUUUGAUCCUCUAGAUUAGACAAUAGCCAUAUCUGCAUACAGAUCAGUAGCAGUUGUCUUUGAACAUCAUUCAUCCGAUGAAAGCUAAGGUGAACGGUGUGUGCAUCACAAAAAAGCUUUCAUUUUAUCGUUGUUCACUUUCUGAUAAUAAACAAUGUGUUGCUAAUAUUAUCGACAAGCUUUCGGAGACCCUAAGGAAUGCGAGAUAGUUGAAGUUAAAUUGACAAUCCCUAAGCCACAGACAGACACCCAACAUAAAGUAUAAAGCGUGUUUAUCCUCAAUAUUCCAAGUGUUAAUUGUUGUUCUGGCUUACACUGACACUUUCAGUUGCUAACCGCUUGCGGUCAUUUCUUUUUGUUUUAAUUUGUACUUUUGUUAGUUGUAAUGGAAGUGUACACUACUGAGGCUGUUUGUUGUAUUGGGAGCA